AUGUCAUCUGCUUCCAAACUUAAACCUCAAAAAUCACCGAAUUUGCCAACUGAUGAUGAGUCUAUCAGUUCAUCUAUGAACAAUGACCAAAGCGAGUCGAAUCGCCAAUUGGAUGUCGUUUCAUUGACCAAAGAAGCUUCUUCUUCUUCAAAUAAACGUGUUUUGGAGAAAUCAACAUCAAGUUAUUCACAGACGCCAGAUCAGACCAAACGGCGAUGGACAUAUGAGCCUCAGAAAACUGUACCUCGAGAUCGACGAAGAAACCUUGGAUGGGUGACUCUCAUACCAGAGUAUAAGAAUCCCAGAGAGUAUGAUGAGGCCACCAAAUAUACCAUUAUUUUGGUCGUAGCAUUAUCAGCUGUUAUAGGUCCAAUGGGUACGUCAAUUCUUUUACCAGUCAUUGAUGAGGUUGCAGCAGAUUUGGGAACGAGUGUAACACUGGUUAACAUAUCUGUUGGUAUAUAUUUGCUUUCAUUAGGAGUAUUGCCACUGUGGUGGUCCAGUUUCAGUGAACGUUUGGGUAGGCGACCGAUAUACAUAUCAAGUUUUGCCUUGUUUUUUGCUUUUUCCAUCGGCUGCUCUCUAUCGAAGUCCAUUGGAAUGUUGAUUGGUUUCCGUGUGUUAUGUGGGGGGUGCUCGGCUUCUGUUCAGAGUAUUGGGGCAGGAACAAUAGCAGACCUAUACCCUCCCUUAAUGAGAGGUAGUAGGAUGGGUCUCUUUUAUCUGGGUCCUCUGGCAGGUCCACUAAUGGCUCCAAUUAUUGGUGGUGCACUAGGUCAAGGUCUUGGCUGGAGGUCUACCCAGUGGUUCCUAGUGAUUUUUUCAGCAUGUCUGUUUAUCCUUCAAUUUUUUCUACUGCCAGAGACUAUGAGGGCUCAAGAUUCACCAGAGGCUAUUAGAGCACUUUUGAAGAGUAGACAGCUACAAAACAAUUUAGAGAACAAAGGUGAUGACCGCAAUUCUUCCCAGCAUAAAGCAUCAGAUGUUGAACCAGAACUAGAAACUGCGAUUGAAUAUGAGGAGACGGACGCAUUACUUCAGCGGAUUGCAACCUUGGCCUCGCACUAUGACGACGAGGUAGGUGAAGAAAGUAUGGGCCAAGUUGACCGUGAAAGCCCAGCUGUCUUUGACCCUGUAAUGCCUGCAUUGUCUAAGAUGGAGACAGACCACAGAGGUAGAGUUGCUUUCUUAAGACGGCGAAGAAACCGAAUUCAUGAACGUCUAGCUCAUGAAUUUCAAAAAUUACUUCAAAAUAAAGGGAACAACACCCAUGUUCCUGAAAAUCUAAACGAAAGCAGGCUGAGAGUUGUUAAACGGAACUUAUACAUUUACUUGGUGCUUCCCAUCAAAAGUCUCUGUUUUUUGCAGUAUCCACCUGUUCUUCUCUCUAUCAUAUACUCAGCUCCUUGCUUUGCUGUAUUAUACUUUGUAAACAUGACUUUGACUUACUGUUAUGCAAGGAGCCCUUACAAUUUUUCUCCGAUUUUGAUUGGAUUGGUUUAUAUUCCUAAUUCUGUGACGUACUUUAUUGCCUCUACAGUUGGUGGACGGUGGGCGGAUGUAUUGCUCAAAAAGUACAAAGAGAAACAUGGUGUGCUUGCCCCAGAAGCCAGGUUUGGAAUCAACAUUACUAUAGCAUCAAUUUUAUUUCCCUGUGCUCUACUAAUAACUGGCUGGUGCCUUGAUAAGAAGGUUCACUGGGUGGCACCGCUAGUUGGAACCGCUAUAUUUGGGUUUGCUCAAAUGAUUGUAAUUGGAGUCAACACUACAUAUAUAGUGGACUCGUUGCCGGGCAGAGGAGCUACUGGAAUUGCGGUGAACAAUUUUGUACGCAUGAUCCUAGCUUCAGUUGCUUCUUUUGUAACUGAACCAUUGAUCAAUGCAAUUGGUGUUGGUCCUUUAUUUUCCAUUCUGGCGGGAAUUACUCUACUGCUGAUCAGUGUCUUGAUCGUACUUAAAAAGAAAGGUCAUCACUGGAGAGAAACCUAUGACUUAGAGAGGAUAUACGACAAGCUAGAUGAUGUUAAUUGA
Molecule: messenger RNA, 2031 nt
Organism: Komagataella phaffii GS115
Lineage: Eukaryota; Fungi; Ascomycota; Pichiomycetes; Pichiales; Pichiaceae
Product: Multidrug transporter of the major facilitator superfamily
Exons: 1
Coding region: 1-2031 (676 amino acids)
Biological process (GO): intracellular polyamine homeostasis; transmembrane transport
Molecular function (GO): polyamine transmembrane transporter activity
Source: RefSeq, a predicted model, not a curated record